AUGGAUUCAUCGACCAGAUUAGACAUAGACAACGCAUAUCGCGAAGAGCUAGAACAGUGCGCAAUGUUGAUAGAUUUACCAGGAGAUGAGUAUACGAUGGAAUUAUUAGCUGAUGUUGAGACACCAUCGUUCACAAUAAUCAACCACGUAUCCGACCGUCUGACGGAUAAUUCGAGUAUUGUCGAGUCUUUAAUGAUAAAGCAGUGUGUUGGAAAGUGGAAUAUCGAUGAUGCGGACGCUGCUAAGCUCUUUAUGAAAAUAACGCGCAAAUCGAGAAUGACCGAUGAUGAAGUAAUAAACGAAUAUUGUAACGUAAACAACUUAAGGCUAGACGGUUUGUUUAUGGAACCGCCGUUGAUUUCUAAAAAUCACGAGAUUGCAAGGUGUUACAAAUAUACAAUAUCCAAACUGAGCGAAAUUUCAAGGUAUUAUCCGAUCCACAACGUAGACUCUUUGGAAUUCGCGAAAAGAGAACUAUCUUCACUGCCAAUAGAAGAGGCGUGCCAAUUACAACCAUAUAUUACGGAAUAUGACGCUCAUUAUAUCUCAUCCCUGUUCAAUGGUCUUGAAGAAAAUGAAUCGGUAGAAUCCAUUCAGGACGAAAAUCUAGUCGUUGAACAACACGUCAUGGAAGAAACUCUGAUUCCAGCAAAGGCAGAUAAAGUAUACAGUCAAUGGCCUUUGAAUAUGAGGGAAAUAGGCUCGAUGGUGAGCAAAGAGGCGAAAACAGAAAAUACAGAAGUGCUCUUGGAACAAUUAGAUCAAUUGGUUCCCGAAGGGAAAGGAUCGAGAGCACCAUUAGAGUGGAACAAUGAAUGGGAAGGUUCGAUUUCGGACGAAUACAAGAUUGCUUCUAUAUUUACUGAGGAUGAUAUAUAUGAAGAAUUUUCCGGUAUUGACAAUGUAACCACGUGCGACUAUUAUUUAGAAUCUCCCGUAUUCGCAAGCAACGAUCCUCGAACGAAUCGUCACAAGGAUCUGGGCAAUGAUUCACCAAUACCCAAUUCAAUGUAUCAAGCAAUUAAGGCUGCCGCUCCUGCAGACAAAGCAUCAAUGUUCGAUCUAGACGAUGACCUAGAUGGAUUUGAUACGGACUUUACGAGAAUAAUGAAUCGUAAUAUGUUUACUAACGAAUGGAAAAAACUAAUUGUAGAGGAAACAGCCGAUGAUUUCAGUAAACUAAAAUUUGAAGUUCCUAACUUGCCUAAUCCCAAGAGUGUAGCUACGGAACAAAAUAAAGGCAGAGCAUCGUUUCCGUACAUACCAAAUGCUCUUGUGGACCUAAUCUCUUCGACAACUUUUACGCAAUUGUCACCAACUUUCUGGAUUCUUAACAAAACAAAGGGUCUAGAACUGGAAUUAUCUUGGAAUCCAAUAAAAGGCGCAACUGGUUCCGAAAUAUCGCGAAUUAUAGGAGAUGAAGUCGAGAAAAUUGAUUACAUGGAUAAGAUGUGUAUAGGCUGUGAAUAUGAGGAAUUGCUACCGAACGAACUUGUACCUGAUGAAAAUGAGGCAGAGACCAUAUUAAUUUCAGAAAGAGAAGAAGUCAGUUCCAAACCGCGUUCAAAAAAAUCCGGAAGUGAUGCGAGUGUGAUAUCGGGUGUCAUUGCAACACAAGUGCAUAAAAUUCCAGAAAAGGAUCAUGAGAUACGCGGGGAUGGAGCAUCGGUUAAAAGCAUAGAGCCAGAUGCCAAUGAUACCAAACUGACGCGCAAAACGACGCCAUGGACAAUGGAACUUUGCGAUUCUCCAACUCAAUCCGUGACUACUAAUCAGACGGAUAAUUUCACUCUGCUGUCUACCCAUGAUUUAUCGCCCAAAAGAACCUCAAACACUGAGAAAGAUGCAAAUGAUCACGGUAUUGAAAAUAGCUCUUGUGUUGAUAAACAGACAGCGGUAUUACCAUUAGCGAGAAGGAGAAUGAUUUCUCAAAUUUUCUUUGCGGAUAAUUUCUCGGCAACAAAAUCAAUUAACAAUUUCCUGCUGCUACGCGGAAGAAAAGAGAUGACGGUGGCAGAUCGAGAUGAAAAGGAACAAAGUGCUACAGUUGUUCCCGCCCCAGUAGACCUUCAUCAAAGUCUCGAGUUUUUACACGAAAUUUCUACUGAACAAAAGAAUACACUCGGAAUCGAGUAUGAAAGACCGGUGGAUGAGAACACUGCUAGAGGCAAGUUGCUAUUUCAUCAUAUAUGUCCCGAACCAAAGUCAACACUGAAAUACAUAAUCUCUGCUCGACUGUUACAAAAUCGUCACAUGGUUGCAACGCUAAGGAGCGAUAAAUGCAAAAUUGAAUUAAUUGAGCGAGAUUUCGAAUACCUAAGGCCGUUUCUUCCUGAUGACGAAUUAUCAUCAACACACGUGGACGCCGACUUGAUAAUUGACGAGUGUACAGCUAUAACGUACCAUUCGUUAUUCCACAUAUCACAACGUCUAUCCUCUGUCGACACGGAAUCUCAAGCAAAUGAAACGCUUCGAAUCUUAUCAAGACUAAGCUUGAAAUACACUAAUUUAUUUGUGAUAUUAGAGACAUACUUGUGGAAUGCUUAUGAAACGCCUUUACAAUCAGCCACUCCGUAUCCGUUCACACUGCCUAUACAAAAGUCAUUGUCAGAAUUGAUAUCUACUUUAUCAGUAUACAAUUGUCAGAGCACAGUAUUGUACUCAUCGAAUGAAGAGAUGUCAGCAACAUUAGCAAGACUUAUAGGCGACAUAAAUAGAAGUAGUAAGAAGUCUUCCAACGCAUCCUGUUUAAAUGCAGGACAAGACGAGUUAGAAAAUCUGCUACAAAAUGCCGAGACUAUGCACGAGCGCUUUCUCUGCAGCUUUACGCCGUUAAUAAAUCCGUAUACAUCGCAAGUAAUUCUAAGAUUUACGACUCUUAAAGAUUUCCUGCGGAUGUCACAUCAAGAGAGGCUAGCUUUACUUGGUAGAUGGAUUGACGAAAGACGAUUGCAAAAAUUCGACCUGACUCUGCAUGGAGUGCUCAAUAGUAAUGUCUUUGAAGAAGAAUAUAUUGACGGGGAAUGUAUUGACGAGGCAUAUACUGACGGGGAAUAUAUUGACGGAGAAUAUGCAAUAAGAGAUUUCUACAAUGAUGGUGAAACAGCUAUCAUUGACGAAACCAUUCCCACAACUGUAAUUUCCUCAACUGUUACUUCUCCCCCACAUAUCCAAAUGUCGGCUGAUGACGACGGACCUCCACUUGUAAUAUUCAUCUUUGUCAUAGCUCUCUUGUUUCUUAGUGGUUUCGUCUGGAUAUUCUGUUGUGGCACAUGCGUUGGCAGAGAUGCAGCACGUGCAUGUGGACUGGGAAGGUGCGUACCAAAGAAUGAUGAAGCCCGUAGAAAAACACGGAGAACUGGAGCUAUUAGAACAAUAGACGAUUUCGGACAAGAGGCAUGGGAGAUGUUGGAGGAAGGCCUUUACGUUGAUGACGAGGUUUGGAACACGGUUGAGGAAGAAUUAUGA
Molecule: messenger RNA, 3468 nt
Organism: Paraglomus brasilianum
Lineage: Eukaryota; Fungi; Glomeromycota; Glomeromycetes; Paraglomerales; Paraglomeraceae
Source: the annotation of a GenBank genome assembly